Messenger RNA from Anguilla anguilla (European eel), 4389 nucleotides. RefSeq names its product putative RNA-binding protein 15B. The record is from RefSeq and is a predicted model, not a curated record. The transcript has a single exon. Gene Ontology annotation, molecular function: mRNA binding. Bases 237 to 2753 code for a protein of 838 amino acids. NCBI's taxonomy places the organism in Eukaryota, Metazoa, Chordata, Actinopteri, Anguilliformes, Anguillidae. Gene Ontology annotation, cellular component: nucleus. Gene Ontology annotation, biological process: regulation of alternative mRNA splicing, via spliceosome.
CAUUCCUAUUGUCCAAGAUGGCGGCCUAGAUACAGGCUUGCUAGUGUUUAUGCUAUUGCAUAUUUUUCUCCCUUUACAUUUUAAUUUCAAAAACGUGUUGUGACCAACAUGCAUGCUUCAGUUUGAUUCGAGUAAUCGUUUAUGUGAAACGGCGACGAAGAGGGACAGCAAUUGCGAACAAAACGGACCCUUUUUGCAAUCGCAAGCAAAAAAGUUUGAGCAUCAUUAAAAAAGAAAUGAAGAGACAGGCCGAGCGGGACUCGAGUCCUGCAAGAGGAAUUGCAAAACGGAUAAGGGAGAGAGAACGAGACCGUGGUGGAAAUCGUAGGGAUGACGGUCCGCCUACACCACUGGCUGCACUGUUAGCCGACAGCCGAAAUUAUCACAAGCGCCAGGUGCGCAGCAGGAGUAGAGAACGCGAAAAGCCCUGGCCAAGGGAGGAGCGAGGCGCGGUUGGAGAGCUCCAUCAUCGCCAACACCAUCACGACCUCGGUCUCAUCGGACGCCCCUCACUGAGGACAACCGCAGUGCCCCCAAAAACAAGCAAAGCUGCAGCAGAACUCCUUAACACCCGCGGAGCCCGCGGUCUGGAGUACAAAACUUUAAUCAUUAGUAACCUAGGCUCGCAGCUGUCCGAUGAGCAUGUGGAAGACGGACUGUUUCACGAGUUUAAAAAGUUCGGAGAUGUCAGCGUUAAGCUCUCCCACACUCCGGAGCUAGGUCGCGUUGCCUACGUGAAUUUCAGACAUGCCGACGACGCGAAAGAAGCCCGCCACUCCAAAGCCAGGUUAGUGCUGUACGACCGUCCUCUUAAAGUUGAACCCAUGUACCUCAGACGCCGUAGCUGCACGCCACCCGAUGUGGGAUACGUGCCUGCACUAGGGGUUUACAACUACCGGCAAAGGUCCCUUUCUCCGGUGCCUGGAGCCAGCAACAUCAGGGACGUUCGAACUAGGCAUUAUGCUGUUGAGGGACAAGGGGUGAGCCGGGAACGGGAGAGGGUUUUGGAUUACUAUAACUUGUUAGAAGACAGGGGGCGGGGCCAUACGUAUCAACCAACGCCAGAAGAUGAAUUGAAGCCUGAGGACGACCAGAGGGCAACCAGGAACUUGUUUAUUGGCAACCUUGAUCACAGUGUGUCUGAGGUGGAGCUCAGGAGAAGCUUUGAGAAGUAUGGGAUCAUCGAUGAGGUAGUCAUCAAGCGGCCGUCGCGGGGCCAGGGCGGGGCCUACGCUUUCCUCAAGUUUCAGAACCUGGACAUGGCGCACAGGGCUAAAGUAGCCAUGCAAGGUUGUGUCGUCGGCGGCAACCCGGUGAAGAUCGGCUAUGGCAAGGCAAACCCCACCACGCGGCUGUGGGUGGGAGGUCUGGGGCCCGGCACGUCUUUAGCUGUGCUCGCCCGGGAGUUUGACCGCUUUGGCAGCAUCCGCACCGUGGACUACGCCAAGGGCGACUCUUGCGCCUACAUCCAGUACGAGAGCCUGGACGCUGCCCAGGCCGCCUGCGCCCAGAUGCGGGGCUUCCCCUUGGGGGGCCCGGAACGGCGUCUGCGUGUGGACUUCGCCAGGGCGGAGGAGGCGCGGGCCUACCCGCCGCAGCAGCAGCUCCAGCCCCCUGCCGGUCCGCCCCAGCCGCACUACGACCUGCUCCCCGAGGCCUACGGCCAGCGCCGCAGCCUGGAGAGGGAGCCCAGAGCCCCCCGCGAACGCAGCCCCGUCCGCGGCCUGUUUGCCGACCGCGACAGGGACAGGGAGAGGGAGCGGGACAGGGAGCGGGGUCUGGCGGACAGAGAGUGGACCAGCCCCUCUAAGAGCCUGGAGCGCCGGGGCAACCCAGAGCCGCUGGGCCGAGGGCGAGGCAGGAGCCGGAGCUCCAGCAGGGAACGCUGGGCCAAGGAGCGGGAGGAGAGGCGCAAGCGCAGGAGCCUGUCGGGCGAGCGGCAGCAGCCAGAGAGGGGCCGGGUCAGAGGGCGGGGGGCGGGGCCAUCCUCACCCACGUCUUUGGACUGCAGCCCCAACAGACCGCGAGGGAGAGCCGGUGAGCCGCCCGCUGAGCCCCCCAGUCAGCCUGCCCCCCCACCCUGCCCUGAGGAAGUGGAGCAGGAGCCCCGUCGCAACCAUGGCGAUCGUAAAACGGACGUGCAGGUGGUGGAGGAGGACAAGGGGGGGCAGGAGCAUGGGGAGAAGCCCCCGGCCGACAACGGCGGGAAGCCAAGCACCCUGUUGGAGUACACGGAGACCCUGACGCGGGUGUGGCAGGGCCCGCUGGUGCUGAAGAACAGCUGGUUCCCCACCAACAUGUACAUGCUGGAGGGGGGCCCCGCCUUCCUGCGCUCCGUCAUGAGGGAGAGCCACACCCAGGGGGGCGGGGUCAGCCAGCUGAAGAUCGCCCAGCGCCUGCGGAUGGACCAGCCCAGGCUGGACGAGGUGACCCGGCGGAUUAAGCUGGGCGGGCCGGACGGCUACGCCGUGCUGCUGGCCGUGCAGGGUCCCGUCGACAGGGCCACGCCCCCUCCUGAACCAGGCCUGCAGAGGAGGCUCCUGCGGAACCUGGUCACCUACCUCAGGAACAAGCAGGCCGCCGGCGUGAUCGGCCUGCCCCUAGGGGGCGCCAAAGAGCAUGAGACGGGCGCCAUGCUGUACGCCUUUCCGCCCGGCGAGUUCUCCCAGCUCUACUUGCAGGCGGUGCUCAGGACCCUGGGUAAACUGGAGGAGGAGCACCUGGUGAUCAUCAUCGUGAAAGACUUGGUCUGAGGGUCUUAGCUUAGCCUUUCUGUUCUUGCUUUUCUGCUGAUUGGUUGAGAGGAGCAGUCGGGUGUCGGGGUGAGGCGGUGGAGUGUACUGGGGUGAGGGAGUGCAUAUCUGGCAAUUCGGUUAGAGGGGCAGGGUCCUGCAAGUGCUGCUAAAUUUUGCAUAACGAACAUGAGUUAGGAUUGCUAUGGGAGAGCAUUCCUAAAAUCAAGCUUUAAGAUAUUGAUCAGUUGUACUCAAUAGAGCAAAUACGGUUGUCUUUUGUACUUUUAAAAUAUAUACAUGUAACAGCACUACCAGAGUUAAUGUUGUUUACACUUUGGAAGUCUUUUUUUCCCCCCCAAACGUUUCAGGCAGGGAGAAUCUUAACAGAUUUUUGAUCCCUCUUCCUAAUGAUCCAGUUUAAUGGAUGAAAAUAUCACUGAUGUGCGAAGGUAAAGAUUCUUUUUUUGUCUUCCUUCCUUCCUGUGUAAUUUGCCUUACUGUUUGUCAGUUUCAGCGGCAGUUGUAUGGAUUUUAGACUAAAUGGUGUUUGAUUCCUUUUUUUUUUUAAGACAGAUGGAAUGUGUUUUAAAAAACUGCAGGUAUGAUGGGUCUUUGAAGCAGUGUUCAACAGACUUAAUUUUAUAUUUUUGUAUUUCUGUCUUAUUUAAAUGAGAGAAGUGUAGUAUGAGGAUAGGUUUGAAUGGACAUAACUACCUCAGCACUGAUCACACCUACUAGAAAUACUCUACAUCGCCAGCAUCAAGCAGUGUAAUUGUUUGAGCCCCCCACCCCCCCCCCCCAGCUCUAUGCUAAGAUAUUUCCAAGGGGCACAUAUUCUUCUAAGCUGAAACAUUUAGGAGUCCACUCGUGCAUCCCAAUUAGUAGAUGUGCUUCUUGGUAAUUAGUAUUUUUCCAGUUAACAAACAUUCAUUUGGAGGUGCAAAUGGUUCUAAAGUAGGAGCUCUGUAGAGCCCUGUUGAGGGUGAAUUCUGUUAUACAAUGCAUUUGGGGAACAGUAGACACUAAAAAAAGGGAAUAAUGCUACAUACAUGGUACUAUUACACUACAAUAAAUGUAGCAUGUCAGUUUUGUACUUUGAAUAUUGUAAAUUCUAGACGACUGUUGUUAUGAAUUUCUGUACAGUGAAAGGUGAAUGAACACUAAGGUCUUGGGUUCUUUUGCGGACCAUCUGUGUUUUUUCAACUUUUGUCAUUCCUCUGCCCCUUAGCGAUUGUGUGUGUGAUGUAGCAAAGCAACUACUUUGAACUUUGAAACUGGAGGAAACCAUUUCCUUACAGAUGUUGUGGCCAUGGUAGAAAGAGGUCAGUUAGCUGUCAGAAUUAAUUACAAAUGUUGGACUACCAAUACAAGAAACAAUAUGUAAAAUGUCCUUUGACUCUAUUUGAAGCUGUUCAUGUUUGCAAAGGGUUUUUUUAAUGAGAACUAACACUUGUGCCCUUUGCUAUUUGCACAAAAAAUGGAAACCACUUCCUUGUUACAUAUCACAUUAGAAUUGUAAUGUGACCAGAGAGAAUGUCUCCUCUUUUACCCGUUUUUUAAAUACUAAAACAAGCUUAUACUUGUAUUUUUUUUGUAUUUUAACUAUGUAUGCUGUAUCAGACCAUCAGUAAAAUAAUUCAUGUUUUGAUUUUUA